Lasiodiplodia theobromae is the source of this 2448-nucleotide messenger RNA. RefSeq names its product Hal protein kinase. The record is from RefSeq and is a predicted model, not a curated record. The coding region runs from base 1 to 2448 and encodes 815 amino acids. Gene Ontology annotation, molecular function: ATP binding; protein serine/threonine kinase activity. Gene Ontology annotation, biological process: intracellular signal transduction; protein phosphorylation. The transcript is spliced from 3 exons. Lineage: Eukaryota; Fungi; Ascomycota; Dothideomycetes; Botryosphaeriales; Botryosphaeriaceae.
AUGUCUAAAUUUGAGCAGGGCGACGAAGCCCUCCAACAGGGUGUGCGCUUCGCCUCGCACAACGAAGAGAUCGAGCCCGACCAGGUGCUCCAGCAAGUCGAAACGAUGACGGGAGCGGAAGAAAGGCCAAGAGGAGAUCUUGGCCCGGAAACGCAACAAGAACUCCGCAACCUUGCCUCGACGCUGCAGCACUCGCGCCUCCAGUCAAAGAGAUUAGAGAACUUCUCCUACGAGCCCGUGUCGUUGCCGGCCUCUAGAGCGCCCUCUCCUUCGUCGGGUUCGCGAACGCCCAUGGCAUUUUCUGGCGCGCCGUCGCCCAGACCCUCUCCGCCGACCUCCACGAUGCACUCCCCUCCACUCACCCCCGCCGCAACCCAGUCCAGGGACAGCAAGCAGAGCUCCGCGCCUGCGAGCCGGCUCUCGCAGGACUCGACCAUCAUGACCCCCGAGGUGUCUCCACCCCACGAUACUCCGCCCACGUCGUUGUCGGCCUCGGAAGAGGAGAGGAAAAAGCCGCCACACAUAAACGUUCCCGCCGCGCCAUAUGCCAAGCAUGGCUCCGACACUACCGGUAUCACCAGCCAUCCCAGGGAGCCUCCCAGGUUCACAGUUGGGCCCUCCGGUGAUUCUCUGCCUGGAUCAAAGGAUGUUAGCCCCUCUGCUUCGGGCACAAGUACUCCUGGGGAUGCCGGGACUGGCCCCAGCACCCCUGCCCCACAGUCGCCAUACAUGCGCCCGACCUUGUCGCCAAGAGGCGAAAUCGAUGAUCCCUACUCGCGCGCCAAACGGAUGCCGCAGAACCGCGACAGGACCUCGCUAGAUCCUAGGUUUAUAUUCGGCCGCGACCGCGACGCGAAAGCCAAGUCUGCGACCACACCGCUCCCCCGCUCCAGAGGCAACGGCUCGGAAAAGGAAGGGAAACGCCACACGCUCUUCCACGGCCACCACCAUCACCACAAGAAGCAUGACAAGCACGAGUACGAUGACCAUCGUGAGGAAACUGCUGAUCAUUUGAAGGAAAAGCACGGGUCAAUGUCGGAACUGAAGAGGUUCUUUAAGAUUGGGGGCCACAAGCGGGACAAGAGCAAGAGCAGACCUGUGUCUCCAUCCGAGUCAUCCGGCGUCCUGUCGGCGAAGAACAGCAAAUCCGGCACGCGUACUCCUCCUUCCAGAAGUAACACUGUCGCAAUACCAUUCGCUGAUGAUCACGGGCUCGAGGCCAGGUAUGGCAAGUUUGGAAAAGUGCUCGGUUCGGGUGCGGGAGGUUCAGUUCGCAUUGUAAAAAGAGCGAGUGAUGGCACGGUGUUCGCUGUCAAGCAAUUCCGAGCCAAGCACUCGUACGAGAGCGACAAGGAGUACACCAAGAAGCUCACUGGCGAGUUCUGCAUUGGCUCGACGUUGCAUCACGGCAACAUCAUUGAAACCAUGGACCUGGUCCAAGAGAAGAGUAAUUGGUAUGUCGUGAUGGAAUACGCACCCUUCGAUCUAUUUGCGAUCGUCAUGACGGGCAAGAUGAGCAGAGAAGAAGUCGCUUGCUGCACGCUCCAGAUUUUGAACGGAGUCUCGUAUCUGCACAGCAUGGGAUUGGCACAUCGGGAUCUGAAGUUGGACAACGUGGUCGUCAACGAGCACGGGAUCAUGAAGAUCAUCGAUUUUGGCAGUGCUGCUGUCUUCAGAUAUCCCUUUGAGAACGACAUCGUCCUCGCUAGUGGUAUCGUUGGAUCCGAUCCGUAUCUCGCUCCUGAGGUUUAUGACUUGCAGAAGUAUGAUCCGCAGCCCACUGAUAUCUGGUCGAUUGCCAUCAUCUUCUGCUGUAUGACUCUGCGUCGAUUCCCUUGGAAAGCACCCCGCACAUCGGAUAAUUCCUUCAAGCUGUUUGUUUCGCCUCCAAACACCAAUGAUUGGCCGCAGCACACGUCAAGAAAAUCUUCCGAAAUGCAUGGACCGUCUCACAGCGCGCUUGAUGUCAAGGAGCAUGGCCACGAUCAUGGAUCUAGGCGUGCUAUCGAAAGUGCGCCAGCAAGUCGGAUGCCCAGCCAGGUUGAUCCCAAAGACACAAGUCAGAACAACCACCACCAUGCCAACGGCGAUGGCCAGGGUGAUCGCCCUACCACGGCUGGCGGGAAUGCACAGAACGCACCGCCCUCAAGGAACGGCAAGGAUACGUCGACGGCGCCGCAAGCACAGCAGACGAUCAAGGGGCCGUGGCGUCUGCUUCGCCUGCUCCCGCGCGAGAGCCGUCACAUCAUCGGACGCAUGCUGGAGAUCGACCCGAAGAAGCGGGCGACACUGGAGGAGAUCAUGGACGAUAAGUGGGUCAAGGCGACUCCGGUGUGCCAGCAGCUUGAAGGCGGCAAAAUCGUCGCCGCGGACAACCACACGCACACGCUCGAGCCAGGCAGCGCGACGGCCGUCGCGGCCACGCCCGCCCCGAGCCACAAGAAGUGA